Molecule: messenger RNA, 732 nt
Organism: Prunus armeniaca (apricot)
Lineage: Eukaryota; Viridiplantae; Streptophyta; Magnoliopsida; Rosales; Rosaceae
Source: the annotation of a GenBank genome assembly
AUGGAUUCUAUCCAACUUCAGGUUCCAAAGAUUGAGAUUAACCCACACGGCUUCGACUCCCUACAGUACUAUCAAGACCCAUUCCAUGAGAAUGUUUCAUUAGAAGAACAUCUACAGCUGGACAAUUUAUUUGAGUUCAAUUCAAUCCCUUUGGAAUGGAACCAGAACCAACAUCCCCACAUGGGUUUCCAAGGUUUUGAAGAUUUAGGCAGCUGGGAUUUCAUGUUGGACAAUACUGAUUUCACAUCACCUUGUGAUUAUGUUGUGGUUGAUGAAAAGCCUGUGACCACCAUGGUGGAUUCUUUUGAUUACUCUAAAAACCCUACAAGUGAUUUGGAUGAAGCUUCGAGAAUGGCUGACUGGGGAAGUAAUGGGAUUUAUCAUAAGAAGAAGUCUGCUGCAUUGGAAUUGGAUGAGAUACAAAAGUACUUUGAGCUCCCCAUCACUCAAGCAGCCAAGAAAUUGAACGUGGGAUUGACUGUUCUGAAGAGGAGGUGCAGGGAACUUAAGAUCAUGAGGUGGCCACACAGAAAGAUUAAGAGCUUGAAGGCUCUGAUUGAAAAUGUUAAGGGUUUGGGAUUGACCAAUGAGCUAAAGAUGCUGGAGGAGCAGAAAAGGCUUCUAGAGCAACUGCCAGAUAUGGAGCUGACAGAGAGAGCCAAAAAGCUGAGGCAGGCUUCUUUCAAAGCCAAUUACAAGAUGAAGAGGUCUUUGACCACUGCUCGUCCAUGA